AUGACUAACCCCAACAUCAUCAGGAGCUGCGGUACAUCAGAAUCCAUGUGGACCGCCAGUCAUGCGCUUGGAAUCUACUUCCGCAUCUCAAACACGGCCACCUUGGCCAUUCCAAGAGCGCAAUUCAAAAAUGGCUCUGUGUUACAUCUGAUACGCACCGCCGUAGCCCAAGUCAUGCUUAAGCAGCCGGCAAUGCGCGUUGGCAUUAUUGGAGAAAACUCAAAACAGCCACGAUUCAUCGCCUUGUCGUCUGUUGACUUUUCAGAACAGGUUGAAGACGCGGAAGCAUCGUCUGUCGACUCCGUUGCUAAGAACUUAGAAAAGCUGUUGUUGCAGCCAUGGCCCGAUCUUUCGAAGCACCCGGGCUGGCAUGUUCGGGUCUUCCAUGAACCCAACUUGGCAAAUGAGGACUGCUGCCGGCUCCGAAUUUGUCUGACCGUCCAUCACGCUAUCUGCGAUGGAGAAAGCACUGCAAAGUUUCACAUAUCCCUGGUUGACGCCCUUAACAAUCCUGAUCCCGCCGUGGCGCUGAUGAUGGACAAAAGUCUUGUCGUGAACUUGACUGACGAUCUCUGCGACUACCCUCUCCCACAGGAGAAGCUCAUCAAUUUCACUGCAGACAUCUCCUGGACAGUAUCCGAACUCUGGAAUAUGUUUGCACCGUCAUACCUCAGACCUUCUACAUUUCAGAAGUGGGCGGGUGAGCCGUGCAACCCUGACAUUCAAGCCGUCAACAUUCGCUACCUUUCGCUGAGUUCCGUACUCACUCAAGCUGUAGUUAGAAGGUGUCACGAGGAAAACACUACAAUGACCAAUCUUCUCAAUGCGCUUUGCGCUGCCUCAUUAGCGAGACGUGCGCCCCUGACCAAGCAACAGGGCUUUGUCAAUCUCACAGCUAUCAGCCUACGACCGUGGAUUUCCGACAAAAUACACUUCAACAAGACUCACAUAUCUAAGUACGCAUCAUCACACGCGCAGGGAAUUGGGCCUAACGUCCUGGCCAAGAUUCGACAGGAUGGGGAUGCUAACGUCUGGAAGCUCGCGGUCGAAUUGCGACAGGACAUGAAGAGAAGAACAGACACAAUACCACAUAACGAGUUCUCGUAUCUUUUCCGUUAUGUUGGCGAUUGGCGUGAUAUAUUCCAGGCGAGAUACGGAAAGCCGAGGCGGGAACUAUGGACGUUGAGCAACCUGGGUUCUAUCGCCGUCCCGGCGUCCAAGGGCCCCUGGGAAUUGGAGAGUUUCUUGUUUGCCCAGUUUGCGCCGGUUGUUAGCUGUGCUCUUAUGGUCAAUGCUGCAAGUGUUGAGGGCGGAGAUAUGACCGUGUCAUUUGCAUGGCAGGAUGGAAUCCUAGAGACGGAACUCGUACAAGGGGUGAGAGACGACUUGGAAAUGUGGCUGCUUCGACUUGGGGAGGAGGGGAAGCUAGGAAUUUCUUCAUGA
Molecule: messenger RNA, 1443 nt
Organism: Fusarium fujikuroi IMI 58289
Lineage: Eukaryota; Fungi; Ascomycota; Sordariomycetes; Hypocreales; Nectriaceae
Exons: 2
Coding region: 1-1443 (480 amino acids)
Molecular function (GO): N-acetyltransferase activity
Source: RefSeq, a predicted model, not a curated record